AAUCUAAUAAGCAAUAAAAAUAAGGUAAAGAGAACAAAGCCAAAUUGAAUGAAAAACUUCAUAUUAACAUUUCAGAUUUUUUGUUAUCUAGUGUUAAUUAUCGUUGUAGAUUAUUAAUGAUAAUUUUUCUAUUUCCUUAAACAAAAGUGGGCCAUGAUAAGAAUGCAUAAUUUUCCGCCUACUAUCUCACUAUCUCAGUCACAUAAGUGAAUUAAUUUCUUCACAUUAGUUGUCCAAUGUCCAUGAUAUUACAAUAAAAAAAAGUCAAAGAUGGACAAUCUAAGGGACCAAACCAAACUACAUCCCCUUGUUUUAAACUCUAAUUAGCCAGCAUACCAAAUACGACCAAAAGUUUUUCUGCAUUUUCAACUCCUAUAUAUUUCAUCCACUUAUCCCCUUUCUUUAACCUUAUAUCCUCUUAUCAUUUCUCUACCAAAAACUUACCUAAUAAUUCACACAAAUUACAUAUUUACGUACACAAGUCUAAAUUAAUGGCUUUGUUUAGAGCUCUGAGCACAAGAAGAAGUCGACGGGGCGGCCCGGGCGGGUAUGAUAAGUUGUUAGAUGAGACUAAUAACACUGAUUAUGGUGUUAAUGAUGCAGAUCAUGUGGUGUUGAAGAGGGUUACAAGUGUUCCUGCUAGUAUGUUAUUCGGGUCAUCUUCAAAGAAAGUCGGGUACGAAACGGGUUUUCCAUGGAUGAACUCUAAACCAAAACAACAGCAACAACAGCAACAGAAACAGACAGUAAAAAGUGGUAAUAAAAAAGGUGGUAAGAGUCACCCAGUAUUUAGUUUGUUUGAUGGGAAAUGGAGGAAGAAGAAGAUGACUGCUAACCCGGAUUUUUCGAGGUAUAUGGAGUAUUUGAAAGAAGGUGGGGUGUGGAACAAGGAUACUAAUUCACCUGCGAUUUACUACAAAUAAAUUUUAACAUGUGUUUAAUUGAUUAGUUUAGUUAUGGUUUGUUUCAAAGAUUUUGUAGUGAACAAAGGUUAAAUUAAGAGUAGUAUGUUGUACAUAUAUAUGUAUAAGUGUCCAAUUCAUUGAAAUAACUAAUAAGGUGCUUCAAUUAGAUCAUAGUCUCAAACGCAUUUUUUCUAACUCUUUACAAUCUUCGUAUUGGGCUUGUUUGACAA
Messenger RNA from Spinacia oleracea (spinach), 1135 nucleotides. RefSeq lists its product as uncharacterized. Lineage: Eukaryota; Viridiplantae; Streptophyta; Magnoliopsida; Caryophyllales; Amaranthaceae. The record is from RefSeq and is a predicted model, not a curated record. The coding region runs from base 492 to 923 and encodes 143 amino acids. The transcript has a single exon.